AUGUUCGGCAAACUCCCCUCAGCAGCGCUGCUAGCACUCAGCCUAACAGCCCAGGCCACCCAAAUCUUCAGCAACACAGGCACAACCUCCGGCUGGGACUCCACCAACAAAGAACACUCCGGCACCGUGCAACAAGUGACGAACGUAGUCUACCAAGGCCCAACCGCCCUAAAGAUGACCCAAAUCUACGACUCCAGCUACACAGGCCGGUACCACUCGGAAGUGGUCAAAAACAACGUCUACAAACGGGGCGACACAGGCUUCUACGGCUUCGCCUUCCGCCUACAAGAAAACUGGCAAUUCUCCCCAGCCCAAUCAUACAACAUCGCCCAAUUCAUCGCCGACUUCAGCGAUACCGGCUGCGACGAUUACAUGCCCUCUAGCAUGGUCUGGCUUGUCGGUGACCAGCUCUACACGCGUGUUAAGCAGGGUAGUAUCUGCUCGCAGAAGACUGUGACUUUCCCCAGCCUGGCAACUAUCAGUGCCGGCGUCUGGCAUAAGGUCGAGAUCCAGGCUACUUGGAAGUCGGAUGGCACUGGUCAAUACAAACUGUGGUUGGAUGGAAAUAAGCUGUUGGAUAAGAGGGAGAUUGCGACUACCAUUGAUGAUGAUCGGGCUUUCCAGUUCCGCGUGGGCCUUUAUGCUAAUGGGUGGCAUGAUGAUAAGGGGAUGAAAGGCACUCAGGGCACUAGAUCAGUUUGGUAUGAUGAGAUUGCCGCUGGGACUGUGUUUGCCGAUGCAGAUCCUGACCAGUGGUGA
Molecule: messenger RNA, 759 nt
Organism: Penicillium hordei
Lineage: Eukaryota; Fungi; Ascomycota; Eurotiomycetes; Eurotiales; Aspergillaceae
Product: polysaccharide lyase
Exons: 1
Coding region: 1-759 (252 amino acids)
Source: RefSeq, a predicted model, not a curated record